This is a messenger RNA of Dicrocoelium dendriticum, 2520 nucleotides long. The record is from the annotation of a GenBank genome assembly. Lineage: Eukaryota; Metazoa; Platyhelminthes; Trematoda; Plagiorchiida; Dicrocoeliidae.
AGAGCAUGUUCACUUUUUCCGUGGAUUUCCCAUCUAAAUGGGAACAACUGAGUGAUAUCGUCUUCCGACUCAUUCGAUGCAAGGCUGUGAGUCGCGAUGACUGGAACGCCAGUUUCCUUGAUGUCUAUGCACUGUGCAACUCAAGACCGGUGUCUCACGCACCAGCGUUAUACUCUUCCACUGGCACUCUUAUCAUUGACCGGGUGAAAGAAGUCACUGAUGAUCUCUCCCAGCUUGAUGACAUAGAUUUGCUUCCUGCUUACGUGCGUAACUGGGAGGUAUUUCAUCAGGGUAUCACACACCUGGAUAACUUAUACCGGUAUGUAAAUCAACAGUAUGUGAAAUCCUUGAGACCCACGGAAGCUGAGAUGUGUUACAGUGCCGUUUUACCAAUGGCAGAACGACAUACGAUGGAGAUUCUGGAAAUCGGUUUGGCCAGUUGGAAGGCUUACCUUGUGGAUGUGAUCAAAGACCGUUUAUCGACCUGUCUCAUGCGCGAGGUUCUGAAUGAUCGCAUGGGGAUCAUCGGACAGCAGAACUGCAUUGCCCCGGCUAUUGAUUCCUUUCGAAGGAUAAGUGAACUGAGGGAUGCUGAAAAGAUUUCCAUGGAUAUGUACAAUAGAAUAUUCCAACUGCCGUUGUUGGAAACAACCAAGACGUUUUAUUCCAAUUGGGCCGAAAAGCACGAAUCGGAACAUCCCUGUUUGCAGUACAUAACAGACGCUCUUGCACUCCGCACCGAAGAAGAGAACCGAACCAGGCGUUACUAUCCAUGGUCAGUUGAGAAGAUCAAAUGUUUGUUCCAGGAGAUUAUUGUUGCUGCACGCCUGCCUUUCCUGAACGAUAGUGUGCGCGAUGUUGUGGCGCGGGAAGACAAGCUCGGGCUGCACAACCUAUUCCAACUUCUUUCACCCGGUAACCUCUGCGCUGAACUCUCCCACUGUUUUGGACAGCACAUCAUGGAUCUGAUUCGCGAAUCGAUUGCCAAUCAACCACAGGACAUUAAUCUCGCUCCCGCGCAUUUUGUCGAAGGCCUCUUGUCUAUCCGAAACCGAUUUGUGCAGUUCAUCGACGACAUCUUCGACGGAAUGAGCCUGUUCCGCAAUCAAAUGGACAAGGCGUUCAAUAAGGCUGUGAACGAACGGGGUGGUGCCACAACCUCUUCGAAACCAUUCACUCCGCGACCAUCAGAAUUACUCAGCCGAUACAUGGACUCGUUACUACGAAAAUAUUCGAAACUUCUAUCCGAAUCCGAUUUGGAGUCGAAAAUUGCCUCUUCUAUUGACAUUUUCAAGUACAUCGAGGACAAAGAUGUGUUUCAAAAGUACUACCAACGCAUGCUUUGCAAGCGGCUUAUCUCCAAUGUGCAGCCUGUGAUGGAACUGGAAGAACUCGCAAUAAACCAACUGAAGGCGGUAUGUGGCUACGAGUUCACCGCGAAAUUCCAGCGUAUGUUCAACGAUGUCCAACUGGCCCCGGAACUGAACGCUAAAUUCACACAAUAUUUGGAAGCGAACAAUAUUCAUCUCAGAAUCGAUCAUCAUUUCAACGUACUCACACAAUGCUCCUGGCCUAUUACUCCAGUCGGCACCGCUGAGUUCAGGCUCCCUGAUGAACUACAACUAUGUAAUACGCACUUCGAGGCCUUCUAUUGCCAAGCACAUCAAGGUCGGAAAAUGCGUUGGGCCCAUCACUAUUCUAUCGCUGAAGUCGCUAUGCUGUUCACCGAGAAGCCCUACCAGCUGCAAGUUCCGGCAAUCUGCGCCUCGAUUCUACUUUACUUUGAUUCGGUCGAUUCAGAUGUGAUCCAACUACGAGACUUACGCUCCAAUGUGUUGCCCUCCCAGGCGGAGCCACAGGCGUCCGGCUCCGAUGGAGGAAGACACAUGCCCGCCGAUCCCACCGCCAUCAUCACCACCACGGGAGACACAAUGGACACAUCAUUCGGCUGCGUCAACUCAUUCGAUCAACUCGAUCGAAUCCUCGCUCCGUUGCUUGAUUUGCGCGUGGUGCUUUUGGAUCCAGAGAUUAGGAGUCAUGCGGAUAUCAAGCAACUUCCGCUGGAUUCUCGGAUCAUUUUGAACCGUGGCUUCAUAAGUAAGCGAUUGAAGUUGAAGGUGAAUUUGAGCUCCCAAAGCAAAGAGACCACACAGGCGGACGCCGAACAGAUGGAUCGACAAGUGAACGAGGAUCGGCGCUAUUUCAUCCAAGCCGCUAUAGUACGUAUCAUGAAGACAAGGAAACAGAUCGACCACACAAGUCUCAUCAAAUCGGUGCUCCAACAGGCUGGCAGUAGAUUCCAGCCGUCUGUACCUUUGAUCAAACGCUGCGUGGAAAGUCUCAUAGAGAAGGGUUACAUUGAACGCAGUCCCGACGAUGCGGACCAAUACAGCUAUCUUGCCUGAAUUGGCAUACCCUAAAUUUUCAGUCUUGUAAAUAUCUCAUUUUCAUUGAUAUGUCAGAAUGAACAACGUGCAGAAUAUCAGCAGUUUGGUAAAUAUAUGUGCUUUAUUAACAUGG